AUGGCACGACUGAGGCGCCUAAGAAUUUUCCUUCUGAUAGCAAAAUCAAUGUCCUUGAUAAUUGUUCCUGGACACUCAAUUUGGAAAUACUUUGAAGGCUAUGAUUCCGAAGCACCUGGGACCAGUUCUUCAGAAUGGGAACUAGCGUCGUUCCAGAAAGAGGCUGAUGAUCAUCUAGCAUUCAUAGAGCAUGUAAAGAUAGGAGUAGAUCAGCUGAUAAGAACAGAAAAUUCAAUUCUGAUAUUCAGUGGAGGACAAACUAAAGAAUCUUGCGGACCUAUCAGUGAAGCUCAAAGCUACUGGUUCCUAGCAAAAGCUUUGGGUUUAUACGAAAACCAAUCAGUUGCAAGUCGUAUUCACACCGAAGAAUAUGCCAGAGACUCCUUUGAGAACGUGCUGUUUUCCAUCCUUAGAUACAAGGAAAUCGUUGGCGACUAUCCUAAAUCUUUGACAAUUGUUGGACUGGGAUUCAAGAAGGCAAGGUUUGUUCACCAGCAUUUUCCAGCCCUUAGUUGGGAAGGAGAGUAUGAAUAUAUAUCGGUCGGACCUACGUUACUGGAUUCAUUUUUCAGCGACUGCGUCACUGAAGCACAACGAAAGGAGAAAGAGGAAGCCUACUUCUCUGAUCUGGAAUCUUCUGAGAUGAAGUAUGCCGUGUCUGAAUUCUCCAGAGAUCCUUUUGGCAAGGGUCCAGUGUUAUCCGCAAAAAGACGACUAAGAGAUCCUUUCAAAAGGGGAUGCCCUUAUAGAGAUGAAAAAUACUUUGACAUGCUAGACUCUAAUUGA
Molecule: messenger RNA, 786 nt
Organism: Komagataella phaffii GS115
Lineage: Eukaryota; Fungi; Ascomycota; Pichiomycetes; Pichiales; Pichiaceae
Exons: 1
Coding region: 1-786 (261 amino acids)
Cellular component (GO): cytoplasm
Source: RefSeq, a predicted model, not a curated record